GUUUUGUCGAAUCAAUCCCCGUAUCAUCCCUUUUCCUUCAACCAUGUUGUGGACCAAUGCUUUAUGUCUAAGAGAUUGGUGACCAGUUCUAAAUUCGAUCCAGGUGAUCGACAUGAUUCUUACCCUAUUUCCCCCAAAUUCCCAUGUUCAAUUAUUGAAAAAGAGAGAGAGAGAAAUAGGUUGAAUCACGUAGAUAGAAAUUAUGAGCUGCUUCUGGGGGUGCCAAUCCCAGAGAGAGGCGUCAAAACACAUGACCAGUGGAUUACAGCGUCUUAGCAGAGGCGAGGCUUCUCGAAUUGAGAAGGCCAGCGACGGCUGCGUGACACCCAUUGGGAAAUUGAUGGAGGCACGACGGGGAGAGGCGGAGAUAGGAUUAGGCUGGGUCUCCGGUGGAGCAUGCCGGAGCAGUAGCGACAGAGGCUGGCAGGGAUGGCAUAUUGCCCGACGUCCCACAUGGAUCCGGUCACAAGGACGAGAAUUCGUGGAAUAUUGCUCCCUAUAGGAAGAGAACGGGGCCAUUCUUAGAAAUUUUUAA
Messenger RNA from Rubroshorea leprosula, 535 nucleotides. Lineage: Eukaryota; Viridiplantae; Streptophyta; Magnoliopsida; Malvales; Dipterocarpaceae. The record is from the annotation of a GenBank genome assembly.